AUGUCUGUGAGUGAGCCUUAUGCACACGUAUCUGCCACUGCCGCUCCUCUCACAGCAGAGUCAAAGCCAAGCUGGGCCUCGGCGUCCACCUCCACUGCCCCAUCAGCUGGUGUCACAGCGCCGUUCGCGACUUCGGCUCAUGAUAGCGAUCACCCAGGCCGUGAGUACGAACGCCGCCCUGAGCUUGUGCAAGAGGUUACGUCUGUGUCAACACCAACAGCUGAGAGAGCCACAGAGCCAGUGCCACCACUGACGCCAUCAAAGAACGGCAUACAACGUCCGAACAAGUCACCAUAUGCAUCUGCUUAUGCAGGCAUGCAACCGACGCCUCCGAAACACAUGUACACACCGUCUUUGCCUCAAACACAGGUUCCGCAAGUGCCGCAACCUACAUCGCAGCACACGCCUUACGUGCCUGUAUCUCCAUCAGCCACGCCGUAUGGACAACCUCAACCCCAAUCCCAGUCCCAGGCGCCGCAACGACUGGAUUCCCUCUCCGCCCAAUACCCUGCAUUUCCCAUGCAAGGGUAUCCACCGGCGUCACAUCUGCCGAGUCGGUCCAUGGCACCAUGGCAGUCUUAUGCCUCAGACCAAGGCCCCACAACUGGCUUAGGAAGCUCUCAAAAUUCUGCGUUGCCACCACCGAAACCCAACACAUAUUCACAGCAGCAAGAGCUACCUUAUGUGCAGCCUGCUCCCAUGUCGUCACAGAGUCCUGCGCCUGCGUCGCACGGCCCAAUGUAUUCCCGACUCGAUGGCACUCAGCCCUCACACCAGGCUCGCAGUCCCUUGCCGAUGCAGCAGACUUGGUCGUACAGUCGUUCAAGUGCUACGCCUGCGUAUUCCCGGCCAGGCUAUCUUCCUCAGCAAGUGUCUCCAGCAUCGCAAGCCCCGAUGCACGCGCGCCAAGGCCCACCACCACAAGCGCAAGGUCUCAUGUCGCCUUAUGGCCCAACUCCAUGGCAACGGCACUACCCACAGCAGCAUCACCAACCCCAUUCCCCAAGAUUGCCUCUCGUACCACUAGCACCUGUGCCGCCCACUUCUUCUCCAUACUUAUCGCCAGUGCCACGUGCUCCAGUGCUUCCCGUGCAUUCCUCGCAAGCUUGGCCCCCACCGUCGUCACAGCCAUCUUCGCCACGUCUGCCCACGACGCAGCCCAACUAUGCCGCUACACCACACGCACCUGGGUCUCAUGCACGUGCAGCGCCCUAUGGAGCUGCUUAUUCCCCCAUGCAACCACCAUCACGACCAGUACCCACUGGCAUGCCUCGCUCUGUGUCUAGCCCUGUUUCAUCCAUGACGAGCCCUGGGUAUGCUCGCCCUCUGCCUUCUCAGCACGCGCAGCCGUCGCAUCCAAUGCCUCAGCAUCAGCCAGCAUAUCAGGCACCUCAAGCACACCCGCAGUCAUUUUCUCCUUACCAACAGCCACCACCAUCGGCAACACCCUUGCACUUGGGCUCACCAGCACCAGCUUCCAUGGGCUAUGCGCCUGCUCACCGAGGAGCAUCCCCUACACCCAUGUCAGCUCAGCGUCCUGCGAUGAGUCCUCCCGCCGCGUCUCCUAUGGGCACUGCUGCUACAGAUCGCAUGACGGCGGGUUUACCAUCCACAACGCCUUACGCAUCAUGGAUGCCGUCAUCAUCGGAUAUGAGGGCUCAACAUCCAAGUUCCAUGCCUCCCGCAGCAGCGCCAACAUUGUUCCAAUCGUCGAAACCUGACUCGUCUGUGCAGAUGCCACAUCCUGUCUCGCCCCAGCUAGCCCAACUUCGACCGGGCGCCAUCGUGCCAUCGGGUGCGCUGAAAAACAAACCUUUGCAUGCGCCGCCUCGUGCUGAAAUGCUCAUGUCGCCCACAGACCGAGAAGCCAUGGGCUCCAUGAUGCCACAGGUGCCCAUGCAUCCCUCCUUCGAGCUCACACAGCCCCACCCUGGCCCACUGUCUGAUCCCGGCUCAGACGCACGCAUGCAGUCGUUUCCUGUGACCGUCUGGUCAGAGUCACAACGUGCGUUCAUGUCGCCGGAUCCAUCAGUAGGCGGCGCAAGGAAUGCCGGCUCUGAGUCGAGCAGUACGAAGCAACAAGCACGUCAUUUCGCGGGCUCGCCUACUAAUAGCAUGCGCGUGGGGGGUGAGUAUCCUGCAUCACAGAUGCAGCAACCAAUGCUGCCUCCCCCCUCGGCGGCGGCGAUGAACCCCGUCACGGCAUCAGCGAUGAAAAAAGCUCCGCUUGGCGCAUCCACGAACCAAUACUUGAACAUGAACAACCUACCUGCUGGUGACGAUAGCGGCGAAUCGCCGCCGGAAAGCUCCGCUAGCAUGCCUAUGACGUCUGCCGGUCGGAUACGCCCCGCUGGCGAAGCGUUUGAGAACCGCACGACCAUGCUGACCGUUGAUGUGUUGGCCGGUGGCGGUGGCAACAGCAGCGGGCCUGGCAGUACAACCGGCACUCUAUCGCGUCGGUCCUCACUAAAUGUAGGGAGCACGGCUGGCGGCGGCCGUGCGCGGCCAAGUAGUGGCGACUGGCACGGAUCAGACUUUGGCCCGGCCCGCGGCGGUGGGAAAGGCACCAUCGUCCUCAGCUCACACAUGGCACCCCCACGCAAAGUAUCCUCGACCAAUGUGAUUGUACAGAUCAUUGCCGUGGCCAUCGACGGCGUUGAUCGUGCUCUCGUGCACGAGCGUCUACAAGGCGAGCCAACAUCGUCGCCGUUUGUUCCUGGCCGCAGCUUCUGCGGUCGCAUCUUGGAUUGCGGAAUCGACGUCAAGAAGCUGCGGCCAGGCGAUCUUGUGUUUGGUCUGCAGGACCUGCGCAAAUGCGGUGCGCUUGCCGAGUUCAUGACUAUCGACAAAGACCUCGUCGCCACAGCACCAGAAAGUCGCCUAAGCGCUGAACAGGUCGCGGCUCUGCCGGCGACGGGUGUUAUGGUGCAUCAGAUCGUGCAGAAUCACUGUAUGCUCCUGCCUAAGGGCUCGCGGGUACUCAUCUUGAAUGCACAUGACAACAUUGGACUUCUUGCGAUGCAAGAGGCAUCGCGUCUCGGUCUGGUGAUUGUCGCUCAGGUGCCGCCACACACGUCGGAGGGUGUGUCGAUUUGCCGUGCGAAUGGCGCCGCCGAAGUCGUGUCGGGUGAGCCACUUUGGACCAUUAAUGUUCUGCAUGAAUCAAGUUUCAGUCUUGUCAUUGACACCAUUGGCGGCCGUCAAAUCUACGAUGCUUGCCGCCGCAUCCUUGCGAGUCAGGGUCAGUUCGUUACGUGCUUUGGCGAUGAACACUCAGUCCCAAGCCCAACCUACCGAUCGCACCUACGCAGCCUGCGACGCUCCUUCUUCCGCAAAGAUCGCAAGGCCAUUGGAUACGAAUGGAUCGGCCUCGAUGCCAGUGCUGACUGCCGCUCGGCGCUGGAAUCAAUCAAGACUGCUGCGCAGCGCGGCGUUAUCAGCCCACGCAUCCAGUCGAUCAUUCCGAUUGAUGACGCACCGCGUGCAUUUGAUGAUUCCAUGGAUGCGGGCAUCACUGUUGUCCGUGUCUCGUAA
Malassezia globosa CBS 7966 is the source of this 3534-nucleotide messenger RNA. RefSeq lists its product as uncharacterized. Gene Ontology annotation, molecular function: oxidoreductase activity. Lineage: Eukaryota; Fungi; Basidiomycota; Malasseziomycetes; Malasseziales; Malasseziaceae. Bases 1 to 3534 code for a protein of 1177 amino acids. Gene Ontology annotation, cellular component: mitochondrion. The transcript has a single exon. The record is from RefSeq and is a predicted model, not a curated record.